Messenger RNA from Nothoprocta perdicaria, 2972 nucleotides. It is a transcript of the gene DDHD1, whose product is annotated as DDHD domain containing 1. NCBI's taxonomy places the organism in Eukaryota, Metazoa, Chordata, Aves, Tinamiformes, Tinamidae. The transcript has 12 exons. The record is from RefSeq and is a predicted model, not a curated record. The annotation marks the transcript as partial. Gene Ontology annotation, cellular component: cytoplasm. Gene Ontology annotation, molecular function: metal ion binding; glycerophospholipase activity.
CGCGCCGCUCUCUCCACCUCGUCCUCCGAGGGCGAGCCCGAGGGCGGCGCGCGGGAGCGCAGCCCCAGCGACGAGGGCGGCGGCGGCGAGUUCGACUCGGCCGACUCGGGCGCCUCGCCGCGCUACUCCACGGGCACGGGCGGCGACUGCAGCGAGGGCGAGGGCGCGGGGCUGGCGAGCAGCGAGAGCGGCGGCAGCGGCUUCGCGCUGCCGGAGAGGAAGCGGGCGCGGGCGGCGGCGGCGGGCGGCGCGGCGCGGGCGCGCUAUGAGGUGGUGCGCGAGCUGGGCGCCGAGGAGGUGCGCUGGUUCUACCGCGAGGAGCGCAAGAGCUGGAAGCCCUUCAUCGGCUACGACUCGCUGCGCCUCGAGCGGGCCUUCCGCGCCCUGGCGCCCGCCGCGCCGCCCGUGGAGCCCGUGUGCGUGCGGAGCGGCCUCUACGAGGUGGACGUGGCGAGCGGCGAGUGCUACCCCGUCUACUGGAACCAAUCUGAGAAAAUCCCUGUGAUGCGUGGACAGUGGUUCAUUGACGGGACGUGGCAACCCCUGGAAGAGGAGGAGAGCAACCUGAUAGAACAGGAACAUCUCAAUCGUUUCAAAGGCCAGCAGCUGCAGGAGAGCUUUGAUAUGGAAGUAUCAAAACCUGUAGAUGGGAAGGAGGCUAUUCAUAGUUUAAAGUUGAGCCGCAACCAUGUGGACUGGCACAGUGUGGAUGAAGUGUAUCUGUACAGCGACGCAACAACAUCUAAAAUUGCAAGAACUGUCACACAAAAGUUGGGGUUUUCCAAAGCGUCAAGCAGUGGGACAAGGCUACACAGAGGCUAUGUGGAAGAAGCCACGUUAGAAGACAAGCCACCACAGACUAGUCACAUUGUGUUUGUUGUGCACGGUAUUGGGCAGAAAAUGGACCAAGGAAGGAUCAUCAAGAAUACAGCUAUGAUGCGAGAUACUGCAAGGAAAAUAGAAGAAAAGUAUUUUUCCAAUCUUGCAACUCAUGUUGAGUUUCUUCCCGUUGAAUGGAGAUCAAAACUUACCCUAGAUGGAGACACCGUUGACUCCAUUACUCCAGAUAAAGUGCGAGGUUUAAGGGAUAUGCUGAACAGCAGCGCGAUGGAUAUUAUGUAUUAUACGAGUCCUCUUUACAGAGAUGAACUUGUCAAAGGGCUGCAGCAGGAGCUCAACCGCCUCUACUCGCUCUUCUGCUCUCGGAAUCCAGAGUUUGAGGAGAAGGGAGGGAAAGUCUCCAUCGUGUCGCACUCGCUGGGCUGCGUGAUCACCUACGACAUCAUGACGGGCUGGAACCCCGUCCGCCUCUACGAACAGCUGCUGCAGAAGGAGGAGGAAGAGCUUGAAGACCGUUGGAUGAGCUACGAGGAGCAGCGUUUGCUUGAGGAACUGUAUUUAACUAAACAACGGUUGAGAGAGAUAGAAGAGAGGUUACAUGGGUUAAAGGCAUCCACCGUAUCAAAAACACCUGUCUUAAAGUUUAAGGUGGAGAAUUUCUUCUGCAUGGGAUCUCCGUUAGCAGUGUUUCUGGCGCUGCGUGGCAUCCGCCCGGGAAACAGCGGUAGUCAAGAUCAUAUUCUGCCCAAAACGAUCUGCAACCGCUUACUAAAUAUUUUUCAUCCAACAGAUCCAGUGGCCUACAGACUAGAACCUCUAAUUCUGAAACACUACAGCAACAUUUCGCCAGUCCAGAUCCACUGGUACAACACUGCGAACCCUCUACCUUACGAGCACAUGAAGCCAAGUUUUCUCAACCCGACCAAAGAACCUACCUCAGUUACCGAGAGCGAAAGUGCUUCAACGAUACCCAGCCCCACCACCUCGCCAGUCUUGGUUCGACGUCAUUAUGGGGAGUCCAUAACAAACAUAGGCAAAGCAAGUAUACUAGGAGCUGCGAGCAUUGGCAAGGGCCUCGGCGGGAUGCUCUUCUCGAGGUUCGGCCGAUCGAGUACAACCACGUCGCAGGCGUCCGAGCCGGGCAAGGACGGAGCAGAGGGCGACGACAAGAAAGCCCCGACGGUCGGGACGCCGCCUUUCCCGCACAGCAGCUCAGGAUUUCUCGAUCCCACAGUGGAACUGGAGCACAGGAUCGACUUCGAGCUCAGGGAAGGUCUCGUGGAGAGCAGAUACUGGUCUGCAGUCACCUCACACACUGCCUAUUGGUCAUCUCUGGAUAUUGCUCUCUUCCUUCUAACCUUCAUGUACAAACACGACCAGGAGGAUCCUGACAAAUCCAAUUUAGACACUAUUUGAAUUUUGGAUCGGGGAGGGGGAGGGAUGGGGGAGGAAAUUUUAAAACCAGUGGCACAAAACUGAUGUUUUACUGUUAAACUGCAGUAUAUAAGGCAUGGAGGUUUCAGGUUUAAGUGCAUGUUUGGAUUUUUUCCUGUUUCUAAAGAGCAAAAAUGAUUUGUAUUUAAAAGUACUUUAUCGUUUUAAACAUUUUGCAGUGCUUAAUUGGGCCUGAAUUUAUUCCAAAUUCUCGUUAACUUGGACUGUAUAAAAAGCCAAUACAAUGUGUAGCAUCACAUAAGCACAGUUGUGCAGUGUGCUGGGUGACAUACUUGUUAAUGACCAUAAUUGCUGUUUAGUUCAUUAAAGUAUGACAAUUAGUUAAUUAAAUAACUAAAUUAAUUUCCAUUAACAAAACAUAUGUUAGAUACAAACCUAAAACUGCCAUGUUCUGAUGUUUUCUGUAUCAGUAAAUGACAAACGGUGGUGUCAUUUUUCUAGGAUUUUAUUCAGACUCACAUCCUAUUAUCCACAAUUCUGUUGCAAGACCAUUCUGACUGCUGGUUUCUGAGGGCCUGUUAUACAUGACACAUGUAGAAACUAAUGCUGAAAAAGCAGGAAGCAAAUAUUUGAAAUACUGUAAUUAUAAUUUAUUAUUAUCUCUAACUGYUUCAUUUUAUUCCAGUGUAUAAAACAUUACUUUUUUACUGGUUUCUUUUGACAUAAUUUAAGAACCA